UAAAUAAAAUAUGAAGAAUUCUCGAGAUAAUUGGAGAACAUGAAAACAUAAUUAAUUAAGAUAUCUGAAUGUUUAAGCAAAUAAGAUUAUUAAUAAAUGAAAGACAAUUUAUAAGUGAUAAAAGAAUGGUACCAAAAUUUAAACAAUUAACAGGAGAUUAUGAAGUAAAAUUAAGUUGGGACUUAAUUAGUUAGAAUAAAAAAAAUGAUUUAGGCAUUGGAUUUAGAUAAAGAAUAAUAAUAAAUAUUAGAUAUUAAACAAGAUAAUGCCAAUUUACUCUAAUAAGGAAUAUAAUUACUAAAUUAGUAGAAAUGGUAGGAGGCUAAUGAAAAAAUUACUGAAUACAUAAAAUUAUAAGAGAAACAAUAAUCCUUGGGAACAUUCUUUAAAUGUAUUUCUUUAAUUGAAAUGAACUAACCAGGAUAAGGAAUAAUUAUGAGGGAAUAGGCGAAAAAGAUUAAUAAUAACUUGUAUAGAGAUCUAUUAGAUUAUUCGGAUCAAGAAUUAAGGAAAAACCCAUAAAAUACUUUUAUUUUAAUUGCAAAAAGCUAUGCAUUAUAAGAAGAAAAGUAAUUUCAAUAGGCUAUUGCGUUAUGCGAAACGGUUUUAAGAGAUGAUCCUUAACAUCUACAUGCUUUGUAUAGAAAAAGCUAUUCUUUAGAUUACUUGAAACAAUAUUCAUAAGCAAUUGUGUGUAUUGAACUAGCUCUAAAACUUAAUCAAUAGUAUAGUAUUGGUUAUUGUUAAAAAGGGUACUCCUUAGGAGAGGAGGGUAAAUAUCAAGAUGAAAUUAUUUGCUGUGAUAAAGCAAUCCAAUUAGAUCCAAAUUUUGCAAUGGCCUAUAAUAAUAAAGGUAGGGCCUUAAAUAAUCUUAACAAAUAUGAUGAUGCAAUUAUUUGCUUUGAUAAAGCAAUCCAAUUAGAUUCAAAUUUUGCAAUCACCUAUUAUAAUAAAGGUAAUGCCUUAUAUAAUCUUAACAAAUGUGACGACGCAAUUGUUUUCUAUGAAAAGGCAAUCUAAUUAGAUCCAACUUAUGCAAAUGCUUAUUUUAAUAAAGGGGAUGUAUUAAUAAAAAUCAAGAAUUACAGUUUAGCUCUAAAGAAUUAUGAGCAGGCAAUCGUAUAUUGUCAAUCAGAUUAGGAGGAAUUUAAACGUUUAAUUGUGGAAAUAAAAAAUAUAAUAUGAAUAUUUAUAAAUUGAAUUAGUAAAAUAUUAUUUGGUUUA
Paramecium tetraurelia is the source of this 1224-nucleotide messenger RNA. RefSeq lists its product as uncharacterized. The transcript has 10 exons. The annotation marks the transcript as partial. The record is from RefSeq and is a predicted model, not a curated record. Gene Ontology annotation, molecular function: protein binding. NCBI's taxonomy places the organism in Eukaryota, Ciliophora, Oligohymenophorea, Peniculida, Parameciidae.